AAAUUUAUAAUCUCUCCCUCUCUCUCUCUCUCUCUCUCUCUCUCUCUCCGUGUUUAUCUCUCCUCUACUUAAUUCGUGUUUGCUUCCACAUGAUCUACUUGCAAUUUCAUUAGCAUGUUUUGCAGCUUUUGACGUUCUCAAAGCGGACACUACAGCUCCAUAACUCAACACAACUCUCACUUCUUUGUUCCCUCUCUGUCUCUCUUCUCUUUUUUUUUCUUCUCUUUUUCCUUAUAUAAAACCCCCUCUGUUUCCGCUCUGUUUUUGCUUCAUAAGUCUCGCAAAUAUGUACAAAAAACCACCACAUGAAGACACGACAAUCCCAACAAGAAGAAGAAGAACCGCUUCUUUCUCUUCUUCCCUUCUCGACGCCAUCUACCGUUCGAUCGACGAAUCAUCAAAGGCUGAUCACGAUGAGCAGGAGCAAGAAGAAGAUAUGAUCAUCAAGAAGAAACAGAGCAACUCUGUUCUUAAGGAAGUCAAAGAGAUCAAGAACCUCCGACGAGCCAUUAUGAUCGAGAGUUGGGUUGAGAAGCAGAGUAUCCAAAGCUCCACGCUUUCGAAUUCGGGUUCUAGCUCUUCAGAGUCGGUGUGGUCGUCGUCGGAGACGGAUUCGAGCCUCAAACAUAGACCGAAAGCGAAGCCCGAGAAGAAGCAGCCGGCGGAGAGCAAGCAAAGCCCGAAUCCUCGCGUGUUUUCGAAGACCAAGCUUAAGGCCAUGAAAAUCUACGGAGAAUUGAAGAAAGUAAAGCAGCCGAUUUCGCCGGGCGGCAGGAUAGCGAGCUUCUUGAACUCCAUUUUCAACUCGGGGAAUGUGAAGAAGGCCAAAAUGUGUUAUGUUGGGGCUGUGGAGGACGUGACUUCCGAGCAUAUUUCUAAAUCUGUUUCCUCUUCGGCUUCAACUACUUUCUCAAGAUCUUGUCUAAGCAAACCACAAUCUUCGAGAACUAAACAUGGGAAUAAUAAUGGCAAUAACAAAAGGUCAGUGAGAUUUUAUCCUGUGAGUGAGAUUCUUGGCGAGGAUUCUCAGCCUUGUGGUCAUAAAUUUGUUUAUGAGGAUGACCCAAGUUUAAUGCCCUUGUCCACUAUUAGAACCUUUGUCAAGAGUUCUUCUUCUUCUUCUACUUCCUUGAAAGAGGAUUUAAGAAAAGAAAAAUCUGGUGAGAGAGAAACUCAGCGUAAGUUUCUUAGGAGUUUUUGUGAAAAUAAUGGUGAAGCUGAUGAUGAAGAAGAAGAAGAAGAUGAUGAUGACGACGUUGAGAGUUAUUCAAGUUCUGAUCUUUUUGAGCUUGAUCAUCUUGCUGGGAUUGGUAGGUAUAGAGAAGAACUUCCUGUGUAUGAAACUACUAGUCUCAAGACUAAUCAAGCCAUUGCUAAGGGCUUGAUUUUGUAG
This is a messenger RNA of Morus notabilis, 1393 nucleotides long. RefSeq names its product protein BIG GRAIN 1-like C. NCBI's taxonomy places the organism in Eukaryota, Viridiplantae, Streptophyta, Magnoliopsida, Rosales, Moraceae. The record is from RefSeq and is a predicted model, not a curated record. The transcript has a single exon. Gene Ontology annotation, biological process: auxin-activated signaling pathway. The coding region runs from base 287 to 1393 and encodes 368 amino acids.